AGAGAAAGAGAGAGAGAGAGACGUCUAUGAUUGUAGCUCCGCUGAGGCUCACACAGCAUCUCAAUCCCCUGGCUGUGCUGAGCCAGAAAACACUCAAAGCCAUUAUUCACAGGCGAGGAUUGUAGCUGUCGUUGCUCAUUUACAAGACGAGGCUGGUGUUGAGCCCUGGAAGAAUAACACCCAUUUUUGGCAAGCUUGUCGUGAACUGCUGUUGGAUUUUUUUUUUCUCUCCUUCCUUUCGUUUCUCUUGUCUCUCCUUUUUCAUUCUUCCUUUGUUUUGGAGUAGACUCUUGCUGUGGAUCGGAGAAGACAAAAAAAAAAAUCACUCCUCUUCCUUGCACCUGACUCUUCCGGCCAUCGUGAGUGUUGUUUUCGUCGCAGCUCCAGCUAUCAGCUGAGUCACCAUGUCUGAUCUGACGCCCCAGAGCGAAGCCCCCACCCCCACCACUGACAAGAUCACACAGGCUGCCAGGGAGACCAUCUACCUAUGCAACUUCCGCGUGUCGGUGGAUGGCGAGUGGCUGUGCCUGCGAGAGCUCAACGACAUCUCGCUCACGCCAGAUCCAGAGCCGGCUCAUGAAGAUCCCAAGGACCCCAUUGCCAUUGAGAGGCUUAACCUGAUGAACAUGGCUAAACUUAGCAUCAAAGGCUUGAUCGAGUCUGCACUGAACCUGGGCCGCACACUGGACUCAGACUAUGCCCCGUUGCAGCAGUUUUUUGUUGUCAUGGAGCACUGCCUGAAACACGGACUAAAAAGUAAGAAAACGUUCCUUGGCCAAAAUAAGUCAUUUUGGGGUCCUUUGGAGCUUGUAGAAAAGUUGACUCCAGAAGCUGGUGAGAUCACAGCCAGUGUCAAAGACCUUCCUGGGCUUAAAACCCCAUUAGGAAGAGGCAGAGCAUGGCUUCGUCUGGCUUUGAUGCAGAAGAAGCUCUCGGAUUACAUGAAGACCAUCAUUAACCGAAAAGAUCUGCUCAGUGAAUUCUACGAGCCCAAUGCCCUCAUGAUGGAGGAGGAAGGAGCUGUGAUUGCUGGGCUGUUGGUGGGCCUGAAUGUCAUUGAUGCUAACUUGUGUAUGAAGGGAGAAGAUUUAGACUCGCAGGUUGGGGUCAUCGAUUUUUCUAUGUACCUGAAAGACGGCGCACACAGCAGCAAAAGCACAGAGGGGGAUGGACAGAUCACAGCUAUUCUUGACCAGAAGAAUUAUGUGGAGGAACUGAACAGACAUUUAAGUGCAUCAGUGAAUAAUCUUCAAGCCAAAGUGGAUGCGCUGGAAAAGUCUAACACAAAACUCACAGAGGAGCUUGCUGUUGCAAACAACAGGAUCAUCACUCUGCAAGAGGAACUGGAAAGAGUAAAGGAGGAGGGCUCUUACUUUGUGGAGUCCAGUCGCAAGGCAUCAAGAGCAGAUGGGACUGCAAAUGGCCAAGUGCUUGGAGAAACUCGCAAACAGCUCAAAGAGGAAACUCAGCUCAGACUUGAUGUGGAGAAGGAGCUGGAGCUGCAGAUCGGGAUGAAGCAGGAGAUGGAGUUGUCCAUGAAGAUGCUAGAGAAGGACAUCUGCGAGAAACACGAUGCUUUGGUGGAGCUCAGACAGCAGUUAGAUGACGUGCGCACACUCAACCAUGAGCUCUCCGUUAAGUCACAGAGCUCAGACAGCAGCGCAAAACAGAAGAGUGACAUCAUCGGCCGCUUGGAGGAGAAAACAAACCAGAUGGGGAGCAUCAUCAAACAGCUGGAGAGCAGAUGUAAGAAGGCGGAGCGAGAGCGGGAUCUGGCGGACGAGGCCAAUCGACUCUUCAAGCAGGAGUUUGGGGACAAGAUUGAGAGUCUGCAGACGGAGGUGGAGCAGCUGCGGAGACAGAGGUGGAUUUUGGAACAAGAGCUGAAGAAAGGCAGAGAUCAUCCUGGAGUCCAAACACCUGAAACUCUGCUGGGAAAAACACCUCCACAGCAGAGAGACGGCAAACAACACAUCGAGGACAUCAGAAAGGAGUUAGAAUCUGUCAGAAAGGAAAACGAUACACUGCGCACUGCACUGGAGGAAAAGACGAGUCUGAGUUCCAGUUUGACACUGUCACAUGAAGAUGAACAGAACCAGUCUCUUUAUAAAGAGGUUGACCCAUCAAUCUGCCCAAUGUGUGAAAACCAAGACUCUCUGACUUCACCCAAGAGUCAGUGCAAGAACUGCAGCGGUGUGUUCUGCGAGAACUGCAUGGCGAAUGAACUGCCUCUGCCCUCCUCCAUCAACCCCGAGCACGUGUGCGACGUCUGCUACUCUCAGCUCCUGGAGCAGUACUCGUCCUCCCCAUCCUGAGACGCACAGCGCAUGUAAAUAGUGCAAUACAAAAAACUACACCUCACACUCUGGAUCAUCUCAGCUGUAAAGCAUAUCAUAAAAGAUUUGCCAAAAGGGAUUUUUUAUUACAAGCUCCUUGUUGGAAAUGCUUUAGAGAUUAUUUUAUUAUGACUUAUUAUUCUUGAGGAUUAGUGAAACUGUCCACCGAGUGGAUUUAUUUGGCUUUUUUGUACUUGAAUCGCCUCCGUAUCAUACAGUAAUGCAAGUAGGAUGAUUUUAUUGGCAUCUUAAUCAUUAUUAUGAGAUGACUGAUUGUAGACAGUUCCAUGUUUUCAGCUUUUUGGAAAAGAUGGCACUGAACAAAUCACACAUACAGUAACACUUUGUUAAAUCCAACAUUCGUUUACAAAAAAAUAAUAAAACAAAGCAAAAACUGCACAUUUUGAAACUUGUCACAGGGCAGAGUAAAUGAUCCUGUAUUAUAAUGUUGAAAUAAAUGUAUAAAGAAAUAAAGACGUGAAAGGUGGUUGAAAGCCUUUAUUUUAA
Molecule: messenger RNA, 2843 nt
Organism: Danio aesculapii
Lineage: Eukaryota; Metazoa; Chordata; Actinopteri; Cypriniformes; Danionidae
Gene: rufy3
Product: RUN and FYVE domain containing 3
Exons: 18
Coding region: 405-2315 (636 amino acids)
Biological process (GO): regulation of axonogenesis
Cellular component (GO): cytoplasm
Molecular function (GO): metal ion binding
Source: RefSeq, a predicted model, not a curated record